AUGGCUCUUUUCGAAUUCUUCGAGUUGCUGGUACUGUCUCUUCUCACCCUAGCAGCCACAGCACACCCUGGGAGCAACAAGAGAUGCAAGUUCAUUCCGGGGGACGCUGGAUGGCCCAGCCGGAAGGAUUGGCAGCAGCUCAACAGGACGGUGCACGGGCGGUUGAUAGCGACGGCCCCUCUGGGUCAGGUCUGUCAUAACAAGGGCCACUUCGCGGCCUAUAACGAAGCAGCUUGCGAAGAGUUGAGGACGGACAUCACACAGUCUGGUCCGCAGAUAUUAGAAGCCGAGCCCGGCGACAUCUUGAAUCCCUACUACCAGAGUUUGACCUGCUCACCAUUCGCGCCUGCUGACGAUGCGUGCGAGCUCGGUGAGCGCGCUGUGCAUUCCAUCGACGUGAGAAAGGCCGAGGACGUUCAGGCGGGCUUCGAAUUCGCCCGGAGGAAGAAGGUUCGCGUAGUCGUCAAGAAUACCGGCAUUGACUAUAUGGGGAAAUCAACUGGCCAGGGUUCGCUCGCCCUAUGGACAUGGAACCUCAAGACGAUUGAGAUCAUCCCUAGCUACAACAGCAUCUCUUACUCGGGGCCAGCCAUCAAGCUGGGCCCGGGAGUCAUUGCAGGCGAGGCAUAUGCCGCUGCAGCUGCCGCGGGCUACCGCUUCGUGGGUCCGGAAUGCGGCCUCGUGGGCGUGGCGGGCGGGUACGCCCAAGGCGGUGGCCACUCCCAACUCAGCACGGCAUACGGACUCGCUGCGGACCAGGUCCUCGAAUGGGAAGUUGUUACAGCCAAGGGUGAACAUGUCGUCGCCACGCCCCAGAACAACACUGACUUGUACUGGGCACUGAGCGGAGGCGGUGGCGGGACCUAUGGAGUGGUCCUCAGCAUGACAGCCAAGGCAUACCGUGAGGGCCGAGUUGCUGGUGGUCUGCUGGUCUUCUCGAACACCAACGAGACAGCCUACUGGCAAGCGCUCGAGAUUUGGUUCCACCAGACGCCCUCCCUUGUCCAAGGCACGAAAAACAACGUCCAGUUUGCCUUCACCAAGGACAUGUUCCUAGGCUUCAGCCUGACGUUGCCGGACCAGAACACCUCAGCCAUAGACACUCUGCUCGCCCGAUUCCUGAAAGACCUCACCCGCCUCAACAUCACCUACCAGACUUCCACCUUCGAGUCCAGCAGCUACGCGGAGCACUACGUAACCUCUUACGGGCCACUGCCGUACGGAAACACAUGCCCCACCUACGUGAGCCUCGCCAGCCGCCUCAUCCCGCGGGCCGUCGUGCGCAACCAAAAAGACAACGCCAAGCUCCUGCAGGUGUACGAGUCCAUCGUCGCCGACGCCAACUUUACCGUCGGGUGCUCCGUCCUCGACGUGGCCAACGUGCCGCCCCACCCCCCGAACGCGGUGCUCCCCGCCUGGCGCGACGCCAUCGCGUACUGCAACCCGCAGCACGCGUGGGACUGGGCCGACCCCGCGAGCAGCGCCGCGGCCAAGGAGCGGCUCGUGGGCCGGCACCUGCCAGCCCUCGAAGCCGCGACGCGCGGGUCGGGCGUCUACCUGAACGAGAUGGACCCGCUGUACCGGGGCGACUGGAAGGCCUCCAUGUACGGCGCCAACUACGACCGUCUGCUGUCCAUCAAGCGUGCCAAUGACCCGGCGCGGCUGAUGUAUGCGCGCUUUGCCGUGGGGUCGGACGACUUCGCGUUCGAUGAGGAUGGGAGGCUCUGCAGUGUCUAG
Diaporthe citri is the source of this 1737-nucleotide messenger RNA. RefSeq lists its product as uncharacterized. Gene Ontology annotation, molecular function: FAD binding; oxidoreductase activity. Bases 1 to 1737 code for a protein of 578 amino acids. The transcript is spliced from 3 exons. NCBI's taxonomy places the organism in Eukaryota, Fungi, Ascomycota, Sordariomycetes, Diaporthales, Diaporthaceae. The record is from RefSeq and is a predicted model, not a curated record.